This is a messenger RNA of Ceraceosorus bombacis, 3097 nucleotides long. The record is from the annotation of a GenBank genome assembly. NCBI's taxonomy places the organism in Eukaryota, Fungi, Basidiomycota, Exobasidiomycetes, Ceraceosorales, Ceraceosoraceae.
AUGAAUCGGUCUUGGUCUUCUCUUCCGGACCUGAGGGCCUUAGCAGCUGCGCGUGGAACGCAGCAAAAGUUCAUCAGCGCCAACGAUCAUGAUCGGGCGUGGUCUUCCCUGCCGGACCUUCACCCUGAAUCUAACGACGCCUCGAACAGCUACCGCUGGAAUCCAGACUCUACUUGCGCUUUGCCCGAAAUCACUGAGAAUCUCGGCAUACCUGGGGCUUAUAAAUUCUUGGACGACGAAGCUCAACGACCUUCGCAGGCCGACAUUGCGGUGGGAAACGAUUUGAAGCAAGAGGCUCUUACCAAUGUCAAUGUCAACACGGCAAUUUCUCUGGCCAUCGAGUGCGCUGUUCGGGCAUAUCAGCCUGAACAGCCCAUCACAUUGCGCCACCCUGGUCGGCCCGGCGUUGCUGCACCCAAAGUCGUCGAUAAUCUCACACAGAGCUCGUCUGAUGACGCGCAAGUCAGUCGUAUCGCCCUUUUCGAGCACCAGCACGCCGAAGCGUCUUCUAGUCACAGCAAGACGGAGGCUAAGGUCACUCUUGUCGUUGCUGUCGUGGGGCUCGAUCUGCCAGAAGAUCUUAAAGAGGAGCACAUCUUCAAUGCGGUGGAUGGAAGAUGCGGCGCCGAAACGAAGACUUUUCAGCCCGUGCCCGUGGACAUCAUCGAGAGCCCGCUUUUGCAUCCGCGAGGUCAGCCGAUGCUCGUGCACCGCCGUUUCAUGGGUGCUGCGGCAAAGAUCGUGGACCGGGUGGCAUCUGCCAUUCGUAGCGCUUGCUCUGAUUCAGACACGUCAACAGCGUUGCUGGUCACUGGACACUCCUCGGGUGGUGCGAUCGCCUCGCUAGUGUUGAGGCUGCUUUGCAAUCAUCACGCGAUGCUCAUGAGCAAAUGUGAGUGAUGAUGCAAGCCGGCUCAGCUCGGUUCGCACGGUCUAGCACCGCCGUUCAGAGAGAUGCAUAACAGAGCCGAGAAACCAGGACUCACACAAAGAUUGCCCACUUUUGUCUCACGCAUGCAAUCGUGAAUGUGUAGUCGCAGGUCACAUUCGCCUUGUGACCUUCGGGUCUCCCCCAGUCAUCGCAUCCCAUCAUGAGCAUCUCUUCAAGCCAGCCGAGGCGCGCUGCCAGGCUUUCAUGGCGCAGGGAGACGCGGUCACUUUUGUUCGCUCGGCCUCCGACAGGCAGCUAGCCUUGCCUGAAAUCAACACCUUCAACAAAGUGCUAAGCCCUAUGCUUCACGAGACAAGCAGACUCGCCCAGACAGUCGCCUUGUGCCCUGUUGGCCAGCUGGUCAAAAUCGAACAACAUGACUUGUUUGAGUCAACGCUCCGCCAGGUAGACUUGCGUUCCUGGAGCUCGAUGACUCCACCAGAUCCCUGGCAUCCUCAAUCGCAUAGCAUCGUGUCCUAUUGGCUGUUGAUCCAGUCACUCGACACAUCCAGAUGGACACCACGGGCUUCAGCACUUUUCUCGGAGGCUUCACCACUGUCCUCGGAUGCAUUGCGAGAGGAUUCGCCUGACUUUUGUGGCACGUCCGCUUUGUCACAACUGCAGAGCGUCAACGCAGACGAAGAUAUGGCGAUCCUUUACGUAGACAUUGCCAAACUGCACCCAGCCCCCUCCUUCAGCGGAAGCUCUGUGAGGAUUCCUUUGGACGUCCUGACUUGGUUUAGCGAGGAAGGCAUUGCGAAGACCAUCUCAGCUUUUGAGCUACGACAUUUGGCAUGCGUCCAAGCAGCUGUUCUGCCGGUCACCUACAACCCAGUGUCUGCUCUACUUGGCUCACCUUGCAUCUACCUCUAUGGUAAUGCAGCCUCCAAAGAACACCGCGACUUUGCGAAAUGGUUGACGACAAGUGGUUUUCCAGUACUGCUUCGGUCUUACGCCCUUGCCCCGCCGAGCAUGCUCACGACCGCGACAUCGAAAGCGCCAACGGUCUCUCGUCCAGCCGGCGCUCGAGUCUCUCACACAGGUGGCGAGACCACAAGUACAGCUGGGUGCAGCAAAAACCAAGCAGGCGGAGAUCCCUUGCAAGGGACCAGCGGCACGGCGAAGCCUGAACUUGCGCCACAAGCAGGGCCAGCCGCCCCUGAAACAGGGUUCGCGCGCUAUGUGAGCACGCUGGAGCUGGACCGGGGAGAUCUUGCUCCUCAGCAACGUUUGAUGGUUGGCCCCCGUGCACCCAGUAACACGUGUCCACUGCGUCCACAGCUCUGUGGGCCCACAGCGCUCCAGUCCAAGCAGAUCUUCCAGUUUCAGGGGAUCUUGGAAGACGAUUUGACCAAACGGGUCAAAUACAAGUGGAUGCACAUCCUCACUGUCAUCCCUGGUCUACGAUGGGAAGCCCUCUACUAUCGGCAGCACGUUGGAGGGGUCUUGAACACAAGUGGCUCCCCUUUCUUGGCAGGAUUACUCCAGUCAACACCAGAGCGUAUGCCCAUCUCUGAGCGCCCGGUGGAGAUCACUCGAGAGGUGGGAGGGCAAUUGUGCAUGAACAUUGGUACCGCACUUGUGGGUCCAACUGUCAUGGCCAAUUUGAUCCAGUUUAUUCCACAGAUUGCUGGAAAGAAGACGGAAAAGUUUGUCAAUGGCGACCAUUAUGUUCUUCCAUUGAGCUCUGGCUACCUGGCUAGCUCGCACCGGGUUAGCCCUGGUGCAGAGCACAUCCCUCACCAGCCAUGGAAUGAGUCUCACAAUGUUGUUGCAAUGUUGGACUACGACGAGGAAGAAGCCUUCUUGAGUGCGGCCCAAGUUCAAGAUGACCAGGCAUUCUUCAAGCUUGGAUCCAUGAUCGAGUGUACGAUCAGUCCUGUGGAGACUCUUCCUUCUGGCAACUCUGAGGUUGUGAGGAAUUUCCUCCGUCAGGGCUGCUACAGGGCUGUGGUGAUGCACGAGACUAUCUUCAAGUCCGUGUACACCCCUCAGCGCCCAGAUGAGCUUGCAGCUCACUUCAAGAUCAUCAAUCGCAGGCCAGUUGCCAGUGAGGCGUUUGAAGAAGUGGAAAAAAGAGGUCGACUAGCUUUCCUGCGGGAUGAGCUACCAGCCACCGCGACAACAGUUGGCGCAUCAGGUCAGCACCUCUCUGGGGUAGUGUGA